Cajanus cajan (pigeon pea) is the source of this 1555-nucleotide messenger RNA. RefSeq names its product 2-hydroxyisoflavanone dehydratase. NCBI's taxonomy places the organism in Eukaryota, Viridiplantae, Streptophyta, Magnoliopsida, Fabales, Fabaceae. Gene Ontology annotation, molecular function: carboxylic ester hydrolase activity. The record is from RefSeq and is a predicted model, not a curated record.
AUGAUUAUCAUCCUAACUAUUCUCUAUUGGUCCUUGGCCGAGCCGACAGGGCACGGCCGAGACAACCUCUUUGGCCGAGCCGAUAGAGAACGGCCGAGACAACCUCUGGCCGAACCGACAGGGCACGACCGAGACAACCUCUCUGGUCGAACCGAUAGGAAGAGGGUUGAAUUCUCCAUGGUCUCACAGCAUUACGUGUAUUUAACAAGGAGCAGAACUCACUUCUCUGAGCACAAAACUGAACUUUCCUUUAAUUCCGUUCAUCCUCUCUAUUUCCACUAUUUUAUUCUCUCUUCAAUGGCAACCGAAAAGGUGGUAGUGAAAGAGCUUCUUCCACUUAUAAGAGUCUACAGCGAUGGUUCCGUGGACCGUCUCUUAAGUUCUCCAAACGUGCCACCCUCCCUUGAAGACCCCGAAACAGGAGUCUCAUCCAAAGACAUCGUCAUCGCAGACAACCCUUUUCUCUCUGCUCGCAUAUUCCUUCCAAAGUCCCACAAAAACUCCACCCACAAACUUCCCAUCUUCGUUUACUUCCACGGUGGCGCUUUCUGCGUUGAAUCUGCUUUUUCCUUUUACGUCCAUCGUUAUCUCAACAUCUUAGCCUCCGAAGCAAACAUAAUAGCCAUCUCCAUUGACUUCAGACUCCUCCCACACCACCCUCUUCCCGCGGCCUACCAAGAUGGCUGGACCGCGCUACAGUGGAUUGCUUCCCAUGCCGCCAACAGUGCCAGUGCCACCAACCCCGAGCCAUGGUUGGUCAACCACGCUGACUUCACCAAACUCUACGUAGGAGGUGACACCAACGGCGCUAACAUUGCACACAACUUGCUGAUACGUGCAGGCACAGAGACUCUGCAUGGAGAUCUCCAAAUAUUAGGUGGAUUACUCUGCUGUCCCUUCUUCUGGGGCUCCAAGCCCAUUGGGUCAGAGCCCGUUGAAGAGCACCACCAGAGUUUGGCCAUUAAGGUGUGGAGCUUCGUGUAUCCCGAUGCAGCUGGUGGAAUCGAUAACCCGAGUAUUAACCCUUGUGUUCCCGGGGCACCCUCUUUGGCCACACUUGGGUGCUCUAAGUUGCUUGUUACUAUUACUGGGAAGGACGAGUUUAGAGACAGGGAUAUUCUGUAUUACGAGAGCGUUAAGAAAAGUGGGUGGAAAGGUGAAGUUGAACUGUUCGAUGCUGGCGAUGAGGCGCAUGCUUUCCAGAUGUUCAAGCCUGAAACUGAUCUUGCUAAGGCAAUGAUCAAACGCUUGGCUUCUUUUCUUGUAUGACUGUUCUUCUCCCAUCAUCAUCACUUCAAAUUAAUUAAGCAAAUAAUGACAUUCGGCAUCUUACAAAGAUUCUAUUUCUCGCAAAGGAUUCAGUAUGGUAUGGGUUGGCUGUUGGCAUAUUUUUGGUGAAAAAUAAAAAAAAAAAGGGUGGGAUGACUUGUCUUCUAUACUCAGUUUGAGAAUGAAUUUUAUGUUACUGUUUUUGCAUCAUUUAUUUACGCGUUCGUAACUUUGUUCUCUGUAAUAAUACAAAUGGAAUAAUAAUCUCUUGUUUGCCGACAAAUUA